AUGAAGCUUCAGUAUAAAUACUCUGCACUUCUCCCCGAUUUUCAUCAGCACUUCCCUCCACCUCCCAGCAAAGCUUCAACUCUCAUCCAUCAAGUAUCCAGUAAUUCGUUCGUCUCACCUUCCAACUGUAGUGGACUUCCAGCAGCUCCUAUUUGCUCUCAGCUCUUCAGAUGGCCUCGGAACAGAGCCGUGGUAUGGACAACGCUGCAUUCGAGCAGGCCGAGAAGACGAAGCAGGCUGCUGCCGCCGCCGCCGAUAAGACCAAGCAGACUGCUGCUGCUGAUGCCGAGAAGACCAGGCAGACCGCCGCCGAUGCACAGAAAGCCACUGCGGACAAGGCAGCUGAGGCCAAAGCUGCGACCGAGAAGAGUGCAAACCGUUAAAAUGUCCCAGCUGGAGGACAUAGCAGACCUUCUGAGGUGAUAAGUAGUUCGCUCAGGGUCUGAUGUCGACACAGCGGUUGGGGCAACCAAAAUGCCAUAGUGGGCGCAAACUAGUGGAUGCUUCUCCAAAUGGGCUUUGAACGUUCAGAACGAUGGGUUUUGGUUGAUCGGUUGUCGAGUUUUGUAUAGGCGUGACCCAGCUUGCGUUGUUUUCACGUGCCGGAGGGCCAUGCACGACCUUGGUCAGUGAAGAUGUUUGGGAGUCCGGCGAGAGAGUGAUGUCUAGCUCCCACAUGGGCAGAUGGAUCGUCUCUCAUUCCCAGCAUUUCUCAAAGUCCUUGUUCAUUUUGUACAGUGUGUAGAACAUCAAAGUUCUUUGAAAUAAAGAAGCGGAGCACAUCCCACUGUGCAUCUGUAGUUUUUAAUAUA
Messenger RNA from Marchantia polymorpha subsp. ruderalis, 812 nucleotides. Lineage: Eukaryota; Viridiplantae; Streptophyta; Marchantiopsida; Marchantiales; Marchantiaceae. The record is from the annotation of a GenBank genome assembly.